Molecule: messenger RNA, 1527 nt
Organism: Aspergillus chevalieri
Lineage: Eukaryota; Fungi; Ascomycota; Eurotiomycetes; Eurotiales; Aspergillaceae
Gene: SEO1
Product: MFS transporter (Seo1)
Exons: 3
Coding region: 1-1527 (508 amino acids)
Biological process (GO): transmembrane transport
Cellular component (GO): membrane
Molecular function (GO): transmembrane transporter activity
Source: RefSeq, a predicted model, not a curated record
AUGGCAAGAAUAGACUUUUGCAGACUCAAAAAUGGCCGAUGUGCAGCAACGGCGGAAAUGGUAUCACAUCAAGUGGUUUUCCGACGACGAUACCAAGGAGGAACGACGUCUCAUCCUGAAGCUCGAUCUCUUGAUCGUCCCUUAUGCUUUUUUGGCAUACUGGACGAAGUACAUCGACCAGGCCAACAUAAGUAUGCAAUACUUCCCAUCCUAAUGGAUCCUGCUCACAAUCUAGACAAUGCCUAUGUUUCCGGGGUCCAGACAGACCUGAACCUCCACGGAAAUGAACUCGUCCAGCUGCAGACCAUGUACACACUUGGUGCUGUGCUGGGCCAGAUUCCCUUUGCCUAUCUGUUCACCAAGUUCCCGAUGUCAUGGCUUAUUCCGUUUCUCGAUAUUGCAUGGGGCAUUUUUACGCUGUUGCAAUAUCGGGUUACUUCAUACUCGGAGCUAGCUGCGUAUCGGUUUCUAGUUGGAUGGUUCGAGGCAGCUUUCUUUCCAGGAAUGCAUUACAUCUUUGGAGCCUGGUAUCGCGGCGAUGAAAUUGCCCGUCGAGGCGGCGUCUUCUAUGUUGGACUCACACUAGGUACACUAACCGCAAGUUUGAUCCAAGCCGGUGCUUCAUCAAGACUCGAUGGCGUCAAUGGCCUCGCUGGCUGGCGAUGGAUGUAUAUCAUUUGUGCCGUCAUCACAAUUCCCAUUGGUAUCCUCGGCUACUUCAUCUUACCUGGCACCCCAGACAAGCCAAACAAGCUCAUCUUGAAGGAUCGCGACAUUGAAGUUGCGCAGAAUCGAUUGAAGCGCGCUGGUCACGGUAUCGCCGGCACAUUCAAAUGGAAGACGCCCAUCGAUAUCCUGCGGAACUGGAAGUUCUGGGCAUUCCUCUGGCUAGACAUCUUCUUUUGGAACGCAUGCUACAACACCAACGCCGGAGGUUACCUUCUCUGGCUGAAGAGUCUGGACAGAUAUUCCACCAGCAAAGUCAAUGAACUGAACGCCAUAGCCCCAGCACUGGGUAUCUUUUACACCCUCUUCAUAUGCUUCGCAUCCGACCUCGUCCUGGGCCCAGCCUGGGCCAUCACAGUCGCGCACACCUGGAACAUCGUCGGCCUAAUCAUCCUAGUCGUGUGGAAAGUCCCCGAAUCCUCCCUUUGGUUCGCAUUCGCGACGACAUACUCAUCUGUCGCCAUGUCGAGUGUUCUGUACGGCUGGAUGAAUAGUGAACUCCGGUACUCACCCAUCGUACGGGCUGUAGUCCUGGUGACUACCACCGUCAUUGCCCAGUCUACGACUAUCUGGACUCCUUUGCUGGUGUUCAAGACGGUUGAGGGGCCGCGGUUUACGAAGGGGUAUUCGUUUGUGCUUGCGAAUGCUAUUUGUUUAAUUUUGACGGCGCAUCUUAUUCGAUAUUUGACUACGCGGGAGGGAAAAAGACGCAACAGCGAAAUCGAGGGACAAGACUCCGUGGGGAGCGGAGAAGAUGCUCAAGACCCGGAAGCUGUGAACUAUACUGUUCAUCCGAAAUGA